AUGAGCAGGCGACAAUCGCGUGUUUCAAUUGAUUCCCGUCAACAUGAUACCCUCCUGGAGUUCGAAAACUUUAAGAAGAAAUUCUUACUAGCCAACAAGCAUAUCACCAAACUCAAUUCAACUCUCAGUGUCCGGAUUGAGGAGCUUAACGCUCAGAUUUCCACGCUAUACGUGGAGAACCUUCGCCUCCGAGCGUCAGAGAUCGCACUGGCAUCGCAGCUAAAGCGCGAACGCGAAAGGUCAAGCAAGAUCAUAGCGGAGGCAGAGGCCGCUACACACAGCCUCAUUAAACAUUUGGGGCAUAUACGCAAAUCAUUCCAUGUGCCGUUUACACGUUCAUCUAGUCCUGAAGAGCCAGCACCCCGCCCGCGCGCGAAACGCCCCGUAUCAGACCCUAACGCGUCUCCACCAUCUAAUCGACUGGCUCGACCUCCCACUGUUCCAGAAAUAUACGAAGAUGACGAGACGAAUAUGUCUUCACCUGAAGACCCAGACGAUGACGUCCAAGAAGAGAAAGAUCCCACGCCGGUCCGACGUCGGAAAACCAAGCCACGCACUUCAGAUUCACGCCUCCCAAUCCUCACUCGGGUCGUCCCUUCUCCUGUCGAAAUAUCCCAAGUAGUUCUCGAGGAACAAGUGGGUAAGACAGGAAAACGCCAGCCUACCAGAAGGCAGAGCGGACUUCUUGCAAGCAUGUCGAUUACGACCGUAACGACAAGCGGUAUUGAUACUGGGACGGUCUCCCCUCGGCCUCCAAGUCCCGCCUUUGGAUCUCCAUUGCGAAGAGACGCUAUUCUUGCCGAAGAAGAGGAUGUGCCUGCAGUAGUCAAUGGGGAGGACGAAGAAGAGGAGGUUGAGGUUUUAUUACAGGCCGUGAGCAAACGUAUCAAGAAGGAGAAGAAGAAGGAGAAGGAAAAAGACAAGGAGAGGCACAGAGAAUUCAACACCAUUACCGAGCGACCAAGAGAACGAGAGCGUAAACGAUCGCGGGAUGCAGAGGAGCCUGGCCGUGAGAUGGAAGGCAGUAAGUCCAAACUCAAGGACGUUACAAAUUCUCGGGUUAGUCAACCACUUUUGUUCAACAUAGAUCAAGCUAGGAAUGAUUCUGAAAGGCAAUACAUACCAGACGACACUUCUCCCAUUGCCAGUGGUUCUGGUCACACUUCAUCGGAUGUAGUGCGCAGCAGCUUGCUGACACCUGCCGCCAAGCCAGCUUCCGACUCGUCGCACCUGCUAACACCGCGGACAUCUAGCCCCAUUCCACCCGCACCUGAUCCCGAGCCAACAGGAGGGCGCGAGAGGAGGGUCCGGAAGAGUAUCAACUAUGCAGAACCCAAGUUGAAUACGAAAAUGCGCAAACCAGACCCACCUGGCGCUUCAAAGCGGUCGUCAACCUCCUCCAGCGACGGCCGCGAAUCGCGAGGAUCGCCUGACCAGAUCGAUCCACAAUACCCACCAUCUGAAAUCCCCCCCACUGUGGGCAUAAAGCGCAAGAAAUCCAGAGCUUAUGUACUCCCUGAAGAUGGUGAAGAAAGCGAAGGUACGCAGGCCGAUGCCGAAUAUGGAGGAGUAAGAGGCGGGAGUGAUUGGGUCAACAUGGAAGGAAGAAGACGUUCCGUUCAGGGUAGCUCAACGCUCAAAUUUAAACGUCUGGAGGGUGACGAUUCAAGACGACAUAGUAUGGCCGUCUAG
Fibroporia radiculosa is the source of this 1692-nucleotide messenger RNA. RefSeq lists its product as uncharacterized. Bases 1 to 1692 code for a protein of 563 amino acids. Gene Ontology annotation, cellular component: nucleus; chromosome, centromeric region. Lineage: Eukaryota; Fungi; Basidiomycota; Agaricomycetes; Polyporales; Fibroporiaceae. The record is from RefSeq and is a predicted model, not a curated record. The transcript has 6 exons. Gene Ontology annotation, biological process: meiotic chromosome segregation.